UGUCUGAUGUUUUCUACAGAAUGGACAGCAAAUUGUGGAUGAACCAAUGGGAGAAGAUGAUAUCAACCCACAAACUGAAGAAGAAACUAUCAAAGAAAUUGCAAUAACUCAUCAUGUAAAGGAAGGACAUGAGAAAGCAGAUCCUUCACAAUUUGAACUUCUGAAAGUGCUAGGGCAAGGAUCCUUUGGGAAGGUAUUUCUUGUCAAAAAAAUCUCAGGAUCAGAUGCUAGACAGCUUUAUGCAAUGAAGGUAUUAAAAAAGGCCACCUUGAAAGUUCGAGAUCGAGUUCGAACAAAAAUGGAGCGUGAUAUCCUAGUUGAAGUUAAUCAUCCUUUUAUUGUCAAGCUACAUUAUGCUUUUCAAACAGAAGGAAAACUGUAUCUUAUUUUGGAUUUUCUCAGGGGAGGAGACUUGUUUACACGGUUAUCCAAAGAGGUGAUGUUCACAGAAGAUGAUGUUAAAUUUUACCUGGCGGAAUUAGCACUUGCUUUAGACCAUCUACAUAGUCUUGGAAUAAUAUACAGGGACCUGAAACCAGAAAACAUACUGCUUGAUGAAGAAGGACAUAUCAAAUUGACAGGAUUUUGCUUAAGCAAAGAGUCAAUUGAUCAUGAAAAAAAAGCCUACUCUUUCUGUGGGACAGUGGAAUAUAUGGCACCAGAAGUUGUUAAUCGACGAGGCCAUACACAGAGUGCGGACUGGUGGUCUUUUGGUGUUUUAAUGUUUGAAAUGCUCACUGGUACUCUACCUUUCCAAGGGAAAGACAGAAAAGAAACCAUGACUAUGAUUCUCAAGGCCAAACUUGGAAUGCCCCAGUUUUUGAGUCCUGAAGCACAGAGUCUUCUCAGAAUGCUCUUCAAAAGAAACCCAGCAAACAGAUUAGGAGCGGGUCCAGAUGGAGUUGAAGAAAUUAAGAGACAUCCAUUUUUUUCAAAAAUAGACUGGAAUAAAUUGUACAGGAGAGAAAUUCAUCCCCCUUUUAAACCUGCAACUGGCAGACCUGAAGAUACAUUUUAUUUUGAUCCUGAGUUUACAGCAAAAACUCCAAAAGAUUCACCUGGUAUCCCACCCAGUGCUAAUGCACAUCAACUUUUUCGGGGAUUUAGUUUUGUAGCUAUUGCAUCAGAUGAUGAAAGCCAAGCAAUGCAGACAGUUGGAGUUCAUUCAAUUGUCCAGUUGCACAGGAACAGCAUUCAAUUUACUGAUGGAUAUGAAGUGAAGGAAGAUAUCGGAGUUGGGUCUUACUCUGUUUGCAAGAGAUGUAUUCAUAAAGCUUCAAACAUGGAAUAUGCUGUAAAGAUCAUUGACAAGAGUAAAAGAGACCCAACAGAGGAAAUCGAAAUCCUACUGCGCUAUGGGCAGCAUCCGAAUAUUAUUACCCUAAAAGAUGUGUAUGAUGAUGGAAAAUAUGUAUAUGUAGUAACGGAACUUAUGAAAGGAGGAGAACUGCUGGAUAAAAUUCUUAGGCAAAAGUUUUUCUCCGAGCGGGAAGCUAGUGCUGUCUUGUUCACAAUAACAAAAACUGUUGAGUACCUCCAUACACAAGGGGUUGUUCACAGAGACCUGAAACCUAGCAAUAUUCUUUAUGUGGAUGAAUCUGGUAAUCCAGAAUCGAUUCGAAUUUGUGAUUUUGGCUUUGCAAAACAACUGCGAGCAGAAAAUGGUCUUCUGAUGACUCCAUGUUAUACAGCAAAUUUUGUUGCACCAGAGGUUUUAAAGAGGCAAGGUUAUGAUGCUGCAUGUGACAUAUGGAGCCUCGGUGUUCUACUUUAUACCAUGCUUACUGGCUACACUCCUUUUGCAAAUGGCCCCGAUGAUACCCCAGAGGAGAUUUUGGCCCGAAUAGGGAGUGGAAAGUUCUCUCUCAGCGGUGGUUAUUGGAAUACAGUUUCAGAAACAGCUAAGGACCUCGUUUCAAAAAUGCUUCACGUUGACCCACAUCAAAGACUGACUGCAGCCCAAGUGCUUAGUCACACCUGGAUAGUUCACUGUGACCAGUUGCCUCAAUACCAGCUGAACAGGCAGGAUGCUCCCCACUUGGUAAAGGGUGCAAUGGCAGCAACCUACUCUGCUUUGAAUCGCAAUCAGUCACCGGUUCUGGAGCCAGUCGGCCGUUCCACUCUUGCUCAGAGGAGAGGUAUAAAAAAAAUUACCUCAACAGCCCUGUGAAGUGACCUCAGCCAGAUAUUUGGUACCAUGGCAUAAGAUGAUAGCACAAAUCAUGGCGACAGGUAGCACAUAUCUGACAGAUACCUGCAAGCACACUCUGUCCCAGCUGGUACCUAUAAUGCUGCUGCUCCUGCUGCUGCUACUGCUUUCAUCUAUUCUCGCUUUAAACUGUUGAUGGCAACUUACUGAUCUGACUGGAGCUGCAGGCGGAGUGAUGAUGAGUGGAAACACAAUGAAACUAUCGCGUUCACGAGCGAAUAAACCAGAAGAAUUACGAACACCACCUCUGUCAAAAAUACACUGAAUAAAGCACUCUGCACCACAUAGCAUUAUUUUUAUAAGGAAUAUUUUUUGUCCCCUAAGAUAUUCUUUGUUACAGGUAGAGAUGGACAGUUUAUGUUAAGCACUUAGCUUAAACAAUCUGUUUAUAUUAGCACUAUAUACUUUGUGCCAUCCAACAUUUUGUAUGUUUUUGUAAACAGUUCAUAAGCAGUACAUUUCUGUGCUGUUUUCUUUAAUGUAUACAUGCCUUGUUUUACUUAGAUUUUAUUAAUCAUUUUGACAAUUAAGUCUGAUUAAACCGUUCACCUGGGUUAAUCAGUAUUGUUGGACAGCUCUAAAAGAAGCCUGACUGUUAAACAGCUAUUGAAUGUAAUACUAUGAAUAUGUAUUUCUCCUUGCCUGUGUCUUUUCUACAUUUCCAUGUUUUUGAAUUUGCAUGUCAGGUUAUGAAAAUCAGAAUACUGUUUGUAGUAUUCAAAAUUUAAACAGUGGGUCUCUCCAUACUACAUAUACAUAGAUAAUAUAACCCAAAGGAAAAAUAAUUUGCUCCAUAUCUCACUGUCUUUUGCCCCUUCUCUCUUCCCUUUUAUUCUCUCCCAUCUAAUCUCUGGACUCAGGAAUCACUGCUAAGUACUGUCUGAUAGAGGACAUUUCUGUAUUGUUUAUUCUUAUAUAAUCCAUUGUUAAUAUUUUAUCUUUGUUCUGACUUUUAUUGUAUGCUGCGAAGGAUUUGUUCAGUGAAUGUUGGCAUAAUAGAAGAAAGGCAGUGUUGAAGAUAAAGCAAAACAUAAUGUCCAGUAAUAAGCAGAAGCUAG
Messenger RNA from Tinamus guttatus (white-throated tinamou), 3267 nucleotides. The record is from RefSeq and is a predicted model, not a curated record. NCBI's taxonomy places the organism in Eukaryota, Metazoa, Chordata, Aves, Tinamiformes, Tinamidae.